Messenger RNA from Amphiprion ocellaris (clown anemonefish), 2257 nucleotides. RefSeq names its product apolipoprotein O-like (gene apool). NCBI's taxonomy places the organism in Eukaryota, Metazoa, Chordata, Actinopteri, Pomacentridae. The record is from RefSeq and is a predicted model, not a curated record. Gene Ontology annotation, biological process: cristae formation. Gene Ontology annotation, cellular component: MICOS complex. Bases 251 to 1690 code for a protein of 479 amino acids. The transcript is spliced from 11 exons.
UCGGCAAAGUUUUAACUGUUUGAACUGUGUAUUUUCAAUGAGUGCAUGGCUUGUGUGUUAACGUCGUCCGUCCCGGAGCCGCUAAUGAAAACUCGAAGUGACUGUCACCUUUCAGGCUUCCAUGCUGCAUGAAAACAGCUUUGCUAACUGUGUUCUGUGUUAGCUUCGUUGAAUGAGCGCUUUGCUGCGUUAGCUGAUAGCAAUUCGAGCAGAAGUCCCACCGUUAGAGCUCUACGAAGCAUGGGUGGUAAUGGUGGCCGUCCCGACGGUGCUGGGACUAGCCUCCAUCCGUGUGUACACCGUGAAUGAAGUGCCCGCUGAUGGGCUGGUUACUAGAGAAAGGCUGAACAUCUACACACCACUGCCACAGUCCCCUCAGGUUAAGUUUGUUCCAGAGAGUCCGGGGAUUAUUGAGAGUGGGCUAACCGCAGCCAGAGAGGGCGUACUACCAUUUGUCCUGGCGGUGAAGGGUACCUGUGUCUCUGUGAAAAGGGGAAGUGUUAAUCUUUACCAUACAGGACAGGAUGUAUAUUAUUACUUGAAAGACCCUCCCCCAGGCUUUCUACCCAGAUUUGGCACCAUCACCAUGGCUGGCCUGCUUGGCAUGUUCUUGGCAAGGAAAGGCUCUCAAUUCAAGAGGGUCGCUGUCCCACUGGGCCUGAUGAGUGCAGGAGCGUCAGUGUGCUACCCAGCUCAAGCUGUGGCUGUAUUUAAGGUGACAGGUAAGAAGGUGUAUGCUGCAGGGCAGUGGAGCAGUGCUGCAGUAUCUUCACUGUUUACCCCCAAGGAGCCUGUUGCCAAAGAGAUUGUUGCUCCACUGCCACAGUCAGCUACAGUACCAAAUCCAGAACCCCCCAGUUCACCUACAGAGACGUUAGCGAAGAGCUCUACAAUUUCGGAGACUGAGGUGGAAUCAGCUGACUCUGCUCCCAUCUCCGAAGAGCCCGUUGCUGCUGUCAAAACAGAGGAAGAGUCAUCAGUAACGCUCACAGAAAUAUCCCCCGACCAAGCCCCAACAGAGACCAGCACAGCUCCUUUGGCAAAUUCUGUGCCAGUAGAAACAGAGACCUCUCCCCUCUCUGGAGCAUUACCAGACCCUGUUGAAAGUGUGGAAGCCUCCGAUGCAAAACCAGCAGCAGAGGAUGUCUCCACUGACACAAGCCCAGCCGAGCCCACAGCGAGCUCAGAGCCGGAGACAAUAGAGGUGGCUCCAGUCGAGUCGGUUCCAGUUGAACCUUCUCCAGUCGAGUCUGUUCCAGUCGAGUCUGUUCCAGUCGAGUCUGUUCCUGUCGAAUCUGUUCCAGUCAAGUCUGUUCCAGUUGAGUCUGUUCCGGUCGAAUCUGUUCCAGUCGAGUCUGUUCCAGUUGAGUCUGUUCCGGUCGAAUCUGUUCCAGUCGAGUCUGUUCCAACCGAGUCUGCUGAAGUCGAGUCUGUUCCUUCCAUUGAAGAACCAUCUGCUCCGAAGGCCUCAGACGAGCCAGCAGAGCCAGUUGUUGAAUCAGCUGAGCCCGGACCUGCUGCUGAACCUGCUGUGGAGAAGACACCGAUCCUGACGCUCCCACUACCACCUCUUGAACAGCCUGCCGCAGAAAACAGCAAAGAGGGCUCUGGUUUCAAGCCAGACCCUUCUCUCAUGGACUUCGGCCAGUCCAACCCUGAGGACGAAGACUUGUACAGCACACGCAGCUGAGAGACCACAGGAGAAACCUCAUUCCACACACUGCCAUCUUCUAUCUGAUCCAAAUUGACAAACACUCUGUAUCAUUAUGCAGCGUAAAUAGGCCGUUUUGGAAGCGAGCGCAUUUAGAAAGACUUUAAUCAACAUUUCCAUUCUCUUUUCAUCUGCCCACAUCAGUUCUGGUUCCACAGAAAACAUCCAAGUAUAUUUGCAUUGUAGCAGCAGUGCAGUGAAUUCCGGUACACAUGACUGAAUUGGUUUGUGUGAGACAGAAACCUGGAAAAAAAAAAAAAAAACUACACCCACAAGCCUUUGAUAUCACAAAUGGCAGAUUGUGAAAUUUUCUCUGUUCGUGUCAUUGAACAAUUGCUGGAUUUUUCAGCUACAGCUUCACAGUCAUGAAUGCAUGGUGCUUUUAUUUAUUGUAAUUUAGCCCAGUGCAUUGUAAACAGAAAGUUCUGUACAUGUGCUGAUAAUGAUUGCAAGAUGGACUAGUGCUGAUCCGUUUUGUUACAUCAGAAAUUGUCUUCACUUGUUGAGUUAGGAACUCUAAAUAAAUCUAUAUUUUUCAUGAACUAA